AUGGAGCUCAGUCAUCUUCCUCUUGUGCUCUUGCUGAUUUCAAACAUCCACUCUGAAGACACUGAAGAAAAUCCUAAAGCCAGUGUGAGGAUUACUCCUGAUCUGCAUGUGUUCAGAGGAGAGUCAGUCACUCUCAGAUGUGUCAUUAAUGCUGAAGGAGUCUCUAGCUGGCGGUACAGCUGGUAUAAAGAAGGUUCAGCAGGUGUAUUCGGAUAUUUACGGGAAUAUAUAUUAAAGGUUGUUACUAAGUCUAACACAGGUAAAUACUUCUGUAUUGGCACUGAGAGUAAAGGUUCACGCAGAUCACUAAUGAGUGAUGCAGUUCCACUGACAGUAUCAGACAGAGCCCAGAUAGCUUUAAGUGUUUCUCCACAGAACUGGUUGACUGAAGGAGAUUCAGUGACUCUGAUCUGUGAGGUUCACGGCUCCUCUACAGGCUGGACAUUCAGCUGGUACAUGCUAACUCAGUCAGGCUCAUACAGAGAACGUAAUUAUCAGCUGCUUUCAGACAGCAGUAGAGGAGCUGGAGGAAAAUACACUGUCAGUUCUGUGGCUCUAAAACACACAGGAGUUUAUUUCUGCAGGGCAGAGAGAGGAAAACCAGCCUAUGCAACAAAUUUUAGCAACAAACAGCCACUGUGGGUCACUGGUGUUUCUCCUCCAGUCUCUCUGGUCAUCAGACCCAGCAGAGUUCAACACUUUACAUCUGACUCUCUUUCUCUGAGCUGUGAAGACAAGAGUAACUCUACUGGAUGGAGAGUCAGAAGAUACAGACACAGCAGGUGGAUGAGUGAUUGUUCAUCACAAACAGGAUCUACAUGUACAAUCAGCCUCACCACAUCAGACACUGGAGUUUACUGGUGUCAGUCUGACUCUAGAAAGAACUAUAAUCCUGUUAAUAUCACUGUACACUCUGGUGUGAUUCUGGAGAGUCCUGUUCAUCCUGUGACUGAAGGAGAUCCUCUGACUCUACACUGUUUAUAUAAAUCUACAACUCCAGCAAAGCUCAGAGCUGAUUUCUAUAAAGAUGGAUCAAUCGUCCAGAGUCAAACCUCAGAGAUGAUCAUCACUGCUGUCUUAAAGUCACAUGAGGGUUUCUACUACUGCAAACACCCAAAAGGAGAGUCACCCAAGAGCUGGAUCUCAGUCAGAGAAAAUCCUAAAGCCAGUGUGAGGAUUACUCCUGAUCUGCAUGUGUUCAGAGGAGAGUCAGUCACUCUCAGAUGUGACAUUAAUGCUGAAGGAGUCUCUAGCUGGCGGUACAGCUGGUAUAAAGAAGGCUCAGCAGGUGUAUUAAGUUUUUUAAAGCAAUACACAUUAUUGUCUGUUACUGAGUCUGACGCAGGUAAAUACUCCUGUUUUGGCACUGAGAGUAAAGGUUCACGCAGAUCACAAAUGAGUGAUGCAGUUCCUCUGACAGUAUCAGCCCAGACAGCUUUAAGUGUUUCUCCACAGAACUGGUUGACUGAAGGAGAUUCAGUGACUCUGAUCUGUGAGGUUUACGGCUCCUCUACAGGCUGGACAUUCAGCUGGUACAUAAUAAAUCCUUCAGGUAAGGGUUACAUUUAUGAACCGCUCUCAGACAGCAGUAGAGGAGCUGGAGGAAAAUACACUGUCAGUUCUGUUGCUCUAAAACACACAGGAGUUUAUAUGUGUGAAGCAGAGAGAGGAAAACCGAACUAUAAAACAGAUAUGAGCAACACACAGCCACUGUGGGUCACUGGUGUUUCUCCUCCGUCUCUGGUCAUCAGUCCCAGCAGAGCUCAACACUUUACAUCUGACUCUCUUUCUCUGAGCUGUGAAGACAAGAGUAACUCUACUGGAUGGGGAGUCAGAAGAUAUGGAGACAGCUGGCUGAUCAACGAUUGUUCAUCACAAACAGGAUCUACAUGUACAAUCAGCCUCACCACAUCAGACACUGGAGUUUACUGGUGUCAGUCUGAGUCUGGAGAGAAUUAUAAUCCUGUUAAUAUCACUGUACACUCUGGUGUGAUUCUGGAGAGUCCUGUUCAUCCUGUGACUGAAGGAGAUACUCUGACUCUACACUGUUUAUAAUCUACAACUCCAGCAAAUCUCAGAGCUGAUUUCUAUAAAGAUGGAUCACUCGUCCAGAGUCAAACCUCAGAGAUGAUCAUCACUGCUGUCUCAAAGUCGCAUGAGGGUUUCUACUACUGUAAACGCCCAGAAGGAGAGUCACCCAAGAGCUGGAUCUCAGUCAGAGCGUCUGGUUCAUGA
Messenger RNA from Danio aesculapii, 2235 nucleotides. Its product is annotated as Fc receptor-like protein 5. Lineage: Eukaryota; Metazoa; Chordata; Actinopteri; Cypriniformes; Danionidae. The record is from RefSeq and is a predicted model, not a curated record. Gene Ontology annotation, biological process: cell surface receptor signaling pathway. Gene Ontology annotation, molecular function: transmembrane signaling receptor activity.